AUGUCCGAUGCCUUCCCGGCCUCAAACAGCCUGGGCAGGAAACGGAGGAGCGAUGGGCACCACCGGCUCUGCCAGAAUAAUCCAGAACUACCGGCGGGAGUCGAGUCCUUGCGGGACGCCGGGGAAGUGACACUUCCCGGGCUCGCCCCGGCCGCGCGCUCCAACUUCGCGGGCUGCGGCGGGCGGGUCCGCGAGCCCCGGGGCCGGCCCUCCUCUCGGACGCCGGGGCUCCGUCCCGCGACCCCUCGCCCCCCUCGCCGCCCGCCCGCCCGCCCGCCCGGCGGUCGCCAUCUUCCCGCGCGGCCCCGAGCCCGGCCGGCCCGCGCGCUCACCGUUCUGGCGGCGAGGCCCGUGCGCUUGUCCCACAGGAAGUCCGUGAUGGCGGCGGCGAUGCGGCCGGAGUCCCGGCACCCCCGCGGCGACGAAGUGCGGCUCCACCUCCCCCAGCCCCGGGACCCUGGGACGGCCCGCCCGCCCGCCCGCCUUCCACGUUCCCGUCCGUGCCGGGGCUCCGCUCCAGGCCGGCCGGCGCGCCAGGCUCCGUGCUGCCCGCCGCCCCCCGCGCCGCCGCCGCCGCCGCCCGCACGGUCCGCUCGGCGCCGCGCCGCCCCGCCCCCGCCCGGGGCCCGAUCGCUGCUGCCGCUGCUGCUUGGGGGGGGGGGCUCCCCAAUCCGGCCUCUCCGUGCCGCCGCCGCCGCCGCCGCCGGGAGCCUGCACGUCCUCACGCACGCGCGUCCUGCGUCACUUCCCAACUACGCUCGGAGCCCCGCCCCCCGCCGCCCCCCGCCGCCCCGCCCCGGGGACCCCGGCUUGGUGACGGCGCGCUCCGCGGGGCCUCUCAGCUCUCUCCGGGCCACGCCCUGCGCGCGCGCUUUCCCCGCCCGGCCUCCCGGGAGCCCGCCGCCCGCGCGGGACCACGCCCGGGCCGAGUCCCGGGCCGCCGCGGCUCCGCCGUGCCCGCGCCCGCCGCCAGGGGGCGCCCCGCCCGCGCCUCCCGCCCGCCCGCCCGCGCCCGCACACACCCCCUCGGAGCCCGCCGAGCCGCCGCCGCUGCCGGUGCUGCCGCCGGGGCUCCCGAGGGCCGCGAGCCCGCCAUGA
This is a messenger RNA of Jaculus jaculus (lesser Egyptian jerboa), 1098 nucleotides long. RefSeq names its product basic proline-rich protein-like. The record is from RefSeq and is a predicted model, not a curated record. The transcript is spliced from 3 exons. Lineage: Eukaryota; Metazoa; Chordata; Mammalia; Rodentia; Dipodidae. The coding region runs from base 1 to 1098 and encodes 365 amino acids.